GUGAAAUGGAGACCAAGUGAAAAUGAUCUGGGUGAGGUUGUGCCCAUCUGCUUCUUUGCUGAGACUCAAGAAGGGUAUCAGUCCGAGAUGAGAUGCAUCACAGUAACAGUUGGACGGCCCACUCACCCACAGAUCAGUAUCGAUGCCAGUGUUGUGUGCACCCAGACAACGAUGACCCUGUUUGUGCUGAAGUCCUCCGUACGAGGCCUCAAUGAACAUUACGUACGCCUCAAUGACCCAACCUGCUUGGUGACAUCUAACUCAAGCCACCUAAUCGCCAGUGUGUCCCUCAACUCCUGUGGAACGCAGCUUCAGGAAAAUUCCACCGAUCUUAUUUUCCGUAAUGAGAUUACAUCAUUUGAUCAUCCCCAUGAAGUUAUAACAAGAAAGAAUCAGGUGGAGAUUCCAUUCAGCUGCUCUUUCCCUAAGACGGGUCAUGUUUCCAGCUCUUUCAUUGCACACAAGGCCAACUACAUGUUCUCCGAAGCAGGCUUUGGGACCUUCACAUACAUAUUUGAAUUUUACGAGAGCAGUGAAUUCACAAGGAUCAUCAACCCCAGCCAAUACCCCAUUGAGGUGGAACUCGAGCAGAUGCUAUACAUGGAGAUUGACGUACAGUCUUCAAUUGCCAACACCAAGCUGUUUGUAGAAUCUUGCCGAGCCACACCUCACGAUGACCCCUAUGACCCCGUCUACUAUGACAUCAUUUCAAACGGGUGUGUUCAAGAUGACACGACAAUCGUCUACUCCAAUAACCAAACCGAGUUCAGAUUUGGGGUUGCAGCUUUCAAUUUCAUCGGAGACUACAGCCAGGUGUACAUCAGCUGUACUGUCAUUCUGUGCACCUCUGGGAAUCCCGGAACACGGUGCGCACAGGGCUGCAUGAAUAAUGGCUCUUCAACUGUAUACUUUAGACGAAGGAGAGCACUGUCUUUGGAGAGCCAGGAGCACUUCAUCUCUCAAGGGCCUCUCUAUCUUACAAAAAGAGCUCAGUAUAAUAAUGAUUCCAGAGAGAUGUUGAGUCAGAACAUUCUGGUUAUUGUAGCAGCUCUUGUCGUGGCCGUCAUCCUUAUCUCCGGUGUUGUGAUAUACCGAGGAAAAUUCCUCCACUACUCUCAUACAAGCUCUGUUCUCUGCCACCCGACUCCGGCUCCCGAGUGGAGUGAUGUGGCCCCCUUUAUACUGCUUCUGGAAGUGCUGCAGGUGUUGUCCGAUCAACUUCCGGCAGCACUUCUGGGUGUUGCAGAAGCACUGCAUGCCAAGGCUGCAGAGCUGCCCAGGUGCCCCCAAUCAGUGGCCACGGGCCUCAACAGGGUUGAUCUUCUAAGCUCCAAGGCCAUAGCCCCGAUGCAACCCAGGGGAGCAGCCUUCUCAUGUCCUGGGGAAGGUACUGCUGAUGUCAUGUCCUCUCCUCAGAAGGGCGUCCCAACAAGACAUCCUAUGCUCCGGCUGUUGCUACCAGCCCGCUGGAUGCCCUUGAUGAAGGAGGCGGAUAAGGAGCUCUCGGGAAUGCAGUUGUCGGCUGUGACAGCUGGUGCUGGUGAGCCUCCACGUGACCACCCAGCCUGCACUGGUGACAUCAUGAUGGCACCCAUCCUGAAAAUAAAGCCACCAUGA
Messenger RNA from Polypterus senegalus (gray bichir), 1617 nucleotides. Its product is annotated as ZP domain-containing protein-like. The transcript has 10 exons. NCBI's taxonomy places the organism in Eukaryota, Metazoa, Chordata, Cladistia, Polypteriformes, Polypteridae. The record is from RefSeq and is a predicted model, not a curated record. The coding region runs from base 88 to 1617 and encodes 509 amino acids.